Molecule: messenger RNA, 2138 nt
Organism: Lemur catta (Ring-tailed lemur)
Lineage: Eukaryota; Metazoa; Chordata; Mammalia; Primates; Lemuridae
Gene: SLC22A15
Product: solute carrier family 22 member 15
Exons: 11
Coding region: 17-1732 (571 amino acids)
Biological process (GO): transmembrane transport
Cellular component (GO): membrane
Molecular function (GO): transmembrane transporter activity
Source: RefSeq, a predicted model, not a curated record
AUGAAGCUUCUUUUUCAUGUUUUUCCCCUUUGUUUCUGAUGUGGCUCAUUUCUGUAGCUCACAAAAACACAAAAGCGAGAAACUGAUCUUUCAAGGUUUGCAGGCCUACUAUGUGAGUUUUCAAUGUAGAUGGCAAAGGUCUGCAGUGUUUGGUUAUGUGUGUUUGCUCUUUCAGCUGUACGUGGCCACGGAGGCCAUUCUCAUCGCUCUGGUUGGGGCCACACCGUCGUACCACUGGGACCUGGCAGAGCUCCUGCCGAAUCAGAGCCAUGGCAACCAGUCAGCUGGUGAAGAGCAGGCCUUUGGGGACUGGCUCCUGACAGCCAACGGCAGCGAGAUCCAUAAGCACGUGCAUUUCAGCAGCAGCUUCACCUCCAUCGCCUCCGAGUGGUUUUUAAUUGCCAACAGAUCUUACAAAGUCAGUGCAGCAAGCUCUUUUUUCUUCAGUGGUGUGUUUGUCGGAGUUAUCUCUUUUGGUCAGCUUUCAGAUCGCUUUGGAAGGAAAAAAGUCUAUCUCACAGGUUUUGCUCUUGACAUCUUAUUUGCGAUUGCAAAUGGAUUUUCCCCGUCGUAUGAGGUUUUUGCAAUAACUCGAUUCCUGGUGGGCGUGAUGAAUGGAGGGAUGUCACUGGUGGCCUUUGUCUUGCUGAACGAAUGCGUGGGCACCGCCUACUGGGCACUCGCAGGAUCGAUUGGUGGCCUCUUCUUUGCAGUUGGCAUCGCCCAAUAUGCCCUGUUAGGAUACUUCAUCCGCUCCUGGAGGACCCUAGCUGUUCUGGUUAACCUGGAGGGAACAGUGGUGUUUCUCUUAUCUUUAUUCAUUCCUGAAUCACCUCGUUGGUUAUACUCCCAGGGUCGACUGAGUGAGGCUGAAGAGGCACUGUACCUCAUUGCCAAGAGGAACCGCAAGCUCAAGUGCACGUUCUCACUAACACAUCCGGCCAACAGGAGCUGUAAGGAGACUGGAAGUUUCCUGGAUCUCUUCCGUUACCGGAUCCUCUUAGGACACACCUUGAUCCUGAUGUUCAUCUGGUUUGUGUGUAGCUUGGUGUAUUAUGGCCUGACUCUGAGUGCAGGUGAUCUAGGUGGAAGUAUUUAUGCCAACCUGGCCCUCUCUGGCCUCAUAGAGAUUCCAUCUUACCCUCUCUGCAUCUACCUGAUUAACCACAAAUGGUUUGGCCGGAAGAGGACAUUAGCAGCAUUUCUGUGCCUAGGAGGACUGGCUUGUCUUAUUGUAAUGUUUCUUCCAGAAAAGAAAGACACAGGUGUGUUUGCAGUGGUGAACAGCCAUUCCUUGUCCUUGCUGGGGAAGCUGACGAUUAGUGCGGCCUUUAACAUUGUUUAUAUCUACACCUCCGAGCUUUACCCUACGGUCAUCAGGAAUGUUGGGCUUGGAACUUGUUCCAUGUUCUCCCGAGUUGGUGGGAUCAUUGCUCCCUUCAUCCCCUCACUGAAAUAUGUGCAGUGGUCUUUGCCCUUCAUUGUCUUUGGAGCUACCGGCCUGACCUCAGGCCUCCUGAGUUUGUUAUUGCCAGAAACCCUUCACAGUCCGUUGCUGGAGACGUUCUCUGACCUUCAGGUGUAUUCAUAUCGCAGGCUGGGGGAGGAAGCGUUAUCUCUACAGACCUUGGAUCCUCCACAGUGUGCGGACAAGGAAAGCACUUUAGGGAGCGAGAGUGAAGAAGAGGAAGAAUUUUACGAUGCAGAUGAAGAGACUCAGAUGAUCAAGUGAAGAGCCCCAGAUUCUUCCAUGGAAGCAAAGAUUGUCUUUUAUGCCUCUAGCUAAGGCAGGCUCUUCCAUGAAUCCUAAGAGGGUUGUAGAAAGACAGGCUUGGUUUGAAGAUACAUAGAUGAAUAGCGUGGACUGAUUUUUUUCAGGCACCAAGGGAAGUUGGAGAAGAGAUUUCAUGAGAGACAACAUCACUGCAUUAAAGGAAUAGUUAAUUUAUCCAAAAUUCAAGUGCAGCUCAGAAUCAUGACCUCUGGCCAAGUCUCUCAAAUCCACAUUCCAGAGUGGCAGGCUGGUUUGUUUCUAGAGGUUUGAUCACUGUUGCUUUUCUUUCAUCAUUACCUAAAGGCAGAAAUGUAAAAUUUCUCACCAUUUUAGUGAGAUAAGAUAAAUGAUCCUUAAGAUUUAA